UUUGUCAUUUUAUAUAAGUAAUAGAUAGAUAAAUAGAUAGAUAGAUAGAGAGAGAAAUAAUGAGAGAAAGAAACUGUGUGUAUGAGAGAGAGAGAGAGAGACUUAGUUUCGUUCUUUUCCUCAACAUUUACCAACCAAGAUAUAUAUUGUAUACCUGCUUUAAACACUUUGUAUAAAUUCUUUAUUUUAUUUUUAUGGUCCUAGAAUUCAACAAAAUGUGAAGAGUUAAAAAAUGGAAAAUAAUUAUCAAUCAGUCAAUUACGACAGUCGAUAUUAUUUCUGGUCAACGUGAAGCAUUUUGAAACUUCCGUUCUGCAGAAUUCAAGAAUUUGGAAGCAUUUUUAUGUUUAUAUUUUCUUGGAUGAUAUUUUUUUACAACUAUGAUUUUCAAUUAAUAUUCUGAUGUUUUAUUUUAAAUAGUAUCCAGCUUUCUGCGGAGCUUCUUAAAGUUGUGUAAUUCCAAACAUUUUCAAGUGGCUGAAAAAUGGAUGAGGUUCUGGAUACUGACCUAUGUAAUCAAAUGUCAGAACAUUUGGAAAAACUGACCAAUUCUGGCAAACAAACUCUUGAUGAGGAGAUCAUGAAAAAAUUCAAAAAAAUUUGCAAAGUUUCCAAUAUUUAUGUUCUCCGUGCAUAUGAUCUGUUGAUGGUGCAUCUCUGCAAGGAACAUGCUGAAGUCAGGUGGUCAACUUUUAUGAUAAUCAAUGAACUUUUUCAAAGAUCUCAUUGCUUCCGAGAAAAAUUGGUGUCAGAGCUUCAACCUUUCUUUACACUGGCUGUCGGCAUUGACCCUGAAGAACCUUUACCACCGCCUAAAGUUGUGGCCAAACGACUGAGGUUUGAAGCUCUGAAAGCUAUCCAACAAUGGAAUGAGAAAUUUGGAAACGCUUAUAAAAAACUUGCUCUAGGCUAUAAUUUCCUGAAGAAUUGUAAAAUGGUUGAUUUUAAUGAUAUCCAUGCCAGGACAAUUGUAGAACGACAAAGAGAAGCAGAAGCUGAGAGGAAAAAACAGGUACUUUUGCAACGAAAGAAAGAAAAGAUACUUAAAGAAAUAGAAGAAACUUUCCCUCAUCUUGAAAGCUGUUUAACCCAAAGUGAAAACUGUUACCAGCUGUUAAUACAAACAGAUGAAUUUUUCAAGGAUGAUGAUGACAAUAAUAAUAAUGUUGGUGAUCAUAAUAAAAACACUGAGAAGAAAAAGAAUGACAUAACAAGCAAGGAAAAGGACAGUGACACAGACAUUUCUUUAUCUUGUAAUUCUUUACCUAAUACAAUUGCAAGUGACCACAGCACUAACUGUGAUGAUUCCAAUCAUAGCUCAUCACAGAAAACUGAUGGAAAUACAGCAUCAUCAAGUCUCAGUGAAACAGGGAAAGGUUCAAAGGAGACAUCAGAAAAUAAAAGCAAAAAAGACAAAAAUGAAAAAGAGAAUGAUGUUAAGGAUGAAGAUGUGAGCGGUAAUGAUGGUAAUGAGUGUGAUGAUAAUGUUAAUAAUGAUUGUGGUGGCGGUGAUAGUAGAGAAAGAGAAGAAAGAGAAGAAGAAAACAAAGAAGAAGAUGAUGAAUAUGAUGAUGAUGAUGAUGAUGAUGAUGAUGAAAAAGAUGAUAAGGGUGCGUCUUCAUCUGACUUGAUACGAAGUCAUGGUCUUGGGUCAAUGAAUUAUUGCCUCACAAUCAAUGUGCCUAACAAGAUGUUGAUCAAAGAAACUGAAGAUAAUAAAGACAUUUUAAUCACCUUGAAAGAUAUUUACAACCUUAUUUCCCAUCAAUAUUUACCAAAUGUGAAAAGAUGGCUAAAGGAACUAUCCAAGACAGGUCCAGACAAUGAAACAGUGAAGAAACUUACUGAUGCCAUGACAAAGUUAGACAAAACAAAAUCUCAGCUGGAUGAGCUGAACCUGGAAGGAGUUAAAAGCAUGACUGAUGAUGAAACAGAUGACGAUGAUUUUGAAGAAGUUGAAGAAAAAGAAGGUUAUGAAUCUGACAUACCUGAACAUUUGAAGAAUGUCUCUGCAUCAGGACACUCAAGACAAAAAAUCCAAAGUAAAGCAUUUAACAAAACUUUGGUGAAGAAGUACAUUUCCAGCCCUAUGCUAAGGAAACAACCUAAUUUUCAUGAAACUUCUAAAGAAUGGGACAUAAAUGCCACAUUACGGCCAGGUGAUGAACAAGAUCCAGCUUCCAUGGCAGCCACAAUGAACAAAUGGAAAAAAGAACUGCUACAGAAGAACAAAGGCCAGAUCAUGUUACAAGAUGAACAAAACAGGCCAUCAACUAGUUCAGACAUUGGAAGCUCUGUGAGUAUCAUGCCAUCCCAAUCCAAUGCUGAAAAGCAAUUGAACGAGAGAAAGGAACGUCUGCUCCAGCAAGCACCAUUUAUCCCUUUUGGUCCAGACUUAGCAUUCUGGGAAAAUCCUGACAAAAUAGAAGCUCCUGCUGCUGUAAAGAAUGACUCUCUACAUCGGUUUUGGGUACCACAGCAAGCAGAAACUUCAUCCUCUCAACAAGAAAUAGCUUUAAUUAAAAAUCGAUCAUUCACAUUUACUGGUACGUUUGAACCUGUGCAAUGGCAAUGUCGUGCACCAAUGCCAAAUGGUACUCUUUGCAAACGAAUGGAUCGCAUAAAGUGUCCUUUCCAUGGCAAAAUCAUUGGUCGAGAUAAUAUGGGUCGUCCAACAAACCCAGGAGAUGCAAAAAGACUUGAGAAAGAGGAAGCUGAAAAGAACCAUUGGCAAGAUAAAGAACUUCAAAAAGACAUUGAAGCUACUUUAGGGAUUGACCUUGGUUCAAACCGUGACCUUUGUGUUGAAGGAAAUAAGAAAAAAAAGGGAAAAGUUAAAGGUAAAGCGAAAAAGAAAUCAGAUUUGACAGAUUUAACUCUUCCAAAGAAUACUUCCGAGAACAGGUUGAAGAAAAAGUUGUUUAAUGCAAGAACCAUGAAAAGAGUCAAUGCUACUCUAGAUAUGAUGGAUGCAAAGAAAGCUCGAGAUAAAUUUGGCAACCAAUUCAACUACGCUCAUUUAUAAAAUUGACUAAGGACAUUGUUGUAUUCAAGCUGAACUUUAAUGGUUCAUCACUAUUUUAUAAUUGUUAUUUCAAUGUUUUUCUCAUUGUUGUCAUCAUCAUUAUCACCAGCAUCAUCACUACCACUACCAUUGUAACCAGACAAGACAUUGGAUAUAGUACAUGCCCAGACUGCAUCCCUUCAUCACAUACAAUUAACUACUGCAUGCCAGAUUGUAAAGUAUGGUCCUCAACUUGGCAGAGAUAGACAAUAUCUGAAACCAUGGAUCUGUUGAUAGUUUCAACAGUGCCAUGGCACAUUCAUGUGAUACAUAUAGUUCUGCAGCUGUAUAUGUGGAGGUGCCCUAAAUUCACUUUCUCUAGUUACUCUCCCACCUCAAUUUUAAUGAUCCGCUUUUGUUAUUAUUUUUCUAUCCAAUACUGUUAUUAGUAUUUAUUAAUCAAUAAUUUAUUAAUGAGUUAUUGUUUCAUUGAUCUCACCCUAUUUCUGGAUAUUGUAAAUUUCCCAUGUCCACUGUUUAUUUUAUUUGUUUCCCUUUGUAUUCCACUUUUAUACAGUCCCUUUUAUUUUGGACCCUUGCAGCUAAUAAAAGAAGUAAUUAUUAUAUAAUGUAUAAAUAUAUAGAUCUUCAUUUAAUAUUUGAUAUUAAUGAAUAUAUACAUUUAUGCACAUUUUAUUAGAUACCAUUUUCAUAAAUAUAUAUAUGCUAUAUUUUUAUACUUUUAAUUGAAUAUUUAUUUGAUAUAUGUACUUAAUUUUUACAAAAUAUAACAGAAUGACGAAAAUAAUCCAUAAUCUGUAUUCUGUUGAGUAUUUAACAAAUUAAGGACAACUAGCUUCAAUGAUCUACUUACUAUUUUUGCACAAUACAGCUGAUUUUUUUCACAAUUAUGCACAUUUUCUUAUCAAUGAAUCACUGUUAUGGAUUAACCUUAUAGCAGUUAAAAUGGUCAUAUCAGGCCAAAGAACUCUACCUGCCUUAUUUUCAAACUGGCCACAUUUGACCUUCCACACCAUUCUAAAAAGUAAACAAUCACAUCAUUAAAAUCUUGAUGCUAUGAGAUAAUGCAUGAUUAUUUCAAAACAAUGUGAAGAAAUAAACACCACAUUUGACAGAGUAAUCUGAAUGCUAAAGGGUUAAACAUAUUGACAUUCAAAGUUCUAACUUCAUGUUUUUCAUUUUAUGUGGCCUUAUGUUCCUAUGAGCUCCUCACCCACAAGAACAAAUGUCAUUAUCAUUAUUUAAUGUCUACUUUUCCAUGCUCGCAUGGUCAGAUGGAAUUUCUGGAGGUAGAUUUUCUACAGCUGGUUGCUCUUCCUGUCACCUGUUUCCAAGCAAGGUUAUAUUUCGCCAUGACCAAGAAAGACUUGAAAUUAACGUCACUUGUAUGGCAGUGAUGACUGUUUACAACUAUCACACAUUGUCAAGACAUGGGUGCACAUAAACACACAUACGUGCCUGUUUAUACAAGGAGCUUUUUUCACUUUCCAUCUAUUAACCUACUCACAAGGUGUUGGUUGGUCUUGGGCUACAAUAGAAGACAUUUGCUCAAGGCACUGUGCAGUGGGACUGAACCUGACCACGUGGUUGGAAAGCAAGCUUCACCUGCACUGACAACAAUAUAUAUAUAAUUUCUAUGUCAUCCUCUCCCCCUCUCUAGUAUGUGUGUCAAUUAAACUACAGAAUUUUAAAUGUCUAUGAAUUAACCACUAAGAUUUUAAACAUCAUCAUCAUAAUUUUUGUGCAGCUUUUACCAUGGGUUGGAGGUGACUUGUUGAGGCAUUAUUCUUUGACUGCAUGCCCUUCCUAAAAGCAGCCCUUGUUUCUAAAAAAACUAUUUGUUCUGGUCUUUCACACAAUGAACAGCUCAAUGCUCAAACAUAUAGCAGAUCAUAGUAAACACAUCACACCACUGCCUAGCCAGUGACAUUGUUUUCUGCUAAAGAAUUCAAACAGUGUCAACACAUAUAUAUAUGUACCAAUUAAUGAAUGACAAAAGAACAGGAGUUAUGAAUCACUUUCAUUAGCUUGCAACUGUUUUUGCUAUAAGAAGUUUGCAUUCAGAGAUGAAUAUUUGUGCAAUACCUUAUAGCUUCUUUGGAGCCAUUUAAAUGGCUCUGGACUUAGGAUCGUGUCGGCCUUUGUUGAUACAUCAACCUCAGUACUUACAUCGCUACCUAGUUUAUUGAGCCCCAAAAAGAUGAAAGACAAAGUUGACAUCUGUGGAAUUUUAACUCAGAACAUAAAAAGAGUCACUAUCUUUAACAACAACAACAAUAAUAAUAAAUCUUAUAUUAUAAAAGAAGCUGAUCUUUGUCUGUCCAGAGGAGGAGAAAAACUUGUUGUUCAGAGAGAAAUAUAGUGAGAUAGAGAGAGUCUAUGUGAAAGAUAAAUCAAUACAUAGUAUUGUCAUAGUAGCUAACACGUUUUGAUUAAAAAUGUGAGAAUUUUAAGUGCAAGUCUGUCAACACAAUGCAACACAGACAUAAAAAUGAAAAAAACUUUCACUAUAUAACAAUAUAUUUUUUGGUUGUGUGUGUGUGCUUAUGUAUGUCUUUCAAUAUAGAGACAAUGCAACACAGGCCUUAAAAAAAGACUUUCACUAUAACGGCAAGUUGUUAUUGUUGAGAGAG
Messenger RNA from Octopus sinensis (East Asian common octopus), 5658 nucleotides. Its product is annotated as UV-stimulated scaffold protein A. Lineage: Eukaryota; Metazoa; Mollusca; Cephalopoda; Octopoda; Octopodidae. The record is from RefSeq and is a predicted model, not a curated record. Gene Ontology annotation, cellular component: chromosome. The transcript is spliced from 16 exons. Gene Ontology annotation, biological process: response to UV; transcription-coupled nucleotide-excision repair. Gene Ontology annotation, molecular function: RNA polymerase II complex binding. The coding region runs from base 485 to 3025 and encodes 846 amino acids.